Aethalodelphis obliquidens (Pacific white-sided dolphin) is the source of this 3333-nucleotide messenger RNA. It is a transcript of the gene RUSF1, whose product is annotated as RUS family member 1. Bases 134 to 1276 code for a protein of 380 amino acids. The record is from RefSeq and is a predicted model, not a curated record. The transcript is spliced from 10 exons. Lineage: Eukaryota; Metazoa; Chordata; Mammalia; Artiodactyla; Delphinidae.
UGGCUGGAAGAGUACGCGGAGGCAGGAGGCCCUUUCGCGAAGGAAUAAUGCCCCUCUGCAGCUGCCGUAGCCGAGCAGGACGCGUCUUCCGGCCACGUUUCUCUGCCCGCGGAACUAAAGGGAGGAAUUCAGGAUGGCAUAUGUCGCCAGGAGUGAGGCCCCACUGUGCUCCGAGCAGUUCGGCUCCGGGACGGCCCGGGGCUGCCGCGCCGCCGCCGACGGGAGCCUGCAGUGGGAGGCCUGGGGGCGGCGCUGGUGGGGGUUCUCUGGGGCCUUCACAACGAAACCCGGAGGACGAGAUGGGGGCGAAAGGGUGGCUCCCGGGACGGCCGUCCCACCUCUUUCGCGGCUCCUGGCUGUCUUCCUGCCUCAGGGCUUCCCCGAUAGCGUCAGCCCGGACUAUCUGCCCUACCAGCUGUGGGAUUCCGUGCAGGCCUUUGCUUCCAGCCUCUCGGGUUCCCUGGCCACCCACGCAGUCUUGCUGGGCAUAGGGGUAGGGAACGCAAAAGCCUCUGUUUCAGCUGCCACGGCCACCUGGCUCGUGAAAGAUUCAACUGGCAUGCUGGGCCGCAUCAUCUUUGCCUGGUGGAUGGGGAGCAAAAUGGACUGUAAUGCCAAGCAGUGGAGGCUUUUUGCCGACAUCCUCAAUGAUGUAGCCAUGUUCCUGGAGAUUAUGGCUCCCAUAUUCCCCAUCUGUUUCACCAUGACCAUCUGCAUCAGCAACCUGGCCAAGUGCAUUGUGGGCGUGGCUGGUGGGGCCACUCGGGCCGCACUGACCAUGCAUCAGGCCCGGAGAAACAACAUGGCCGACGUGUCAGCCAAGGACGGGAGCCAGGGGAGCCCUCCAGCUCCCAUCCCCUCUGCCAUUUUCCAGGAGACGCUGGUAAGCCUGGCAGGGCUCCUGGUCAGCCUCUUGAUGCUUCCCCUGGUGUCAGAUUGCCCUAGCUUAAGCCUUGGCUGCUUCUUCCUCCUCACUGCCCUCCACAUCUAUGCCAACUACCGGGCAGUCCGGGCCCUUGUCAUAGAGACCUUGAACGAAGGCCGGCUCUGGCUGGUCCUGAAGCACUUCCUUCAGCGGGGAGAGGUACUUGGCCCCGCUUCAGCCAAUCAGAUGGAACCGCUGUGGACAGUGUCUUUGAGCUGCAAAAGCUGGUUGAGGGGCACCAAGAACCCUACCUCCUUCGCUGGGACCUGUCACAAAGUCCUGAGAAAGAGAGCUGUGUCAUCGUCAGGGAGACCCACCAAGUGUUGGACAAGCUAUUUCCAAAGUUCUUGAAAGGUAAUAUCCUUCUGCUUCAUGGCUCCUAGGCCUUCUCCCAGAGGCCCUGCCUACCCCCAUCCCCACCCCUUCACCUAGAGGGUGGAAGACCUGGGUUUCUCUCUGUGAUCUCAAGUCUGGACCUCAGUUUCCCUGUCUGCAGGAUGGGGAGAUUAGGAUGGUCUCUGAGGCGCUGUCAGUGUUGACAGACUAUGAAUCCCAGUUGGCAUUGGAGAAUGGUCGGCGGGGGGCGGGGUAAGGCUCACAAAUUACUGAUGAUGCUCUUUCAUUUAGCACCUACUCCAUUCUGGUCCUUUUUCAUGUGCUGCUCAGUGAAUUCUUGCUACAACCAGAUGAGGUUUUAGGCUCAUUUUAUGCCAGAGAUUACCCAGCAGAGGCAAGGGGAACCUGAGCAGUACACCCAGCCCGUGCUGCUCCUUCCCCCUCCCCAGGGUCAGCCCAGAGUCUCCUCCCCAGCAGUAUCCCUAUGCCCCCUCCCCAGGGGCAGCCCAGAGUCUCCUCCCCAGCAGUAUCCCUAUGCCCUCUCCCCAGGGGCAGCCCAGAGUCUCCUCCCCAGCAGUAUCCCUAUGCGCUAUCCCCAGGGUCAGCCCGGAGUCUCCUCCCCAGCAGUAUCCCUAUGUGCUAUCCCCAGGACUGCAGGAUGCGGGCUGGAGGACUGAGAAUCACCAGCUAGAGGUGGAUGAGUGGAGGGCCACAUGGCUCCUGUGUCCAGAAAAGAAGCUCUUGUGAGCAGCCCAGCCAGAGGCCCAGGUCCCAGGACAGGAGCCUGGAGCAGGGACACUUUGGCCACAGCAGGACCUGGGAAAGGCAGCUUUAUUUUUGCUUAGGGGCACCGGUGUGGCCAUUUGGUCAAGGAAGUGACUACCAAUCAGAUGGACUGGGCCCCAGGCAGAGACAGGUGGAGAGAAGGGGUACCAGGGCCUUCCCCCGCACUCUCCUGCCCCAGGCCCUUCUCACCAUUGCAGGCUCCCCACCCCCACUUGCUGCAAGGCUGUGGCUCAUGGCAUCUGACACAGUUGACCUCAGGCAUAAAAGCCCCAGAGGAAUGUGGCCACGGCCAUCAUGAGCAGGGCAUUGAGGUUGACGACUCGGGCCCAGCUUGGGUCCUCACUGAUGUCCUCCAGUCGCCUGGCUGCGGCAGCCAUCUCCUCCUGGGUAGGGCGUGGGGGACUGCCUGCCCCAGCCCUGCUCAUUCCACAGAACCAGAGCAGGCACUGGCGGAACAGGCCUGGUGCUGGGGACGGGGGCUCUGGGAGAAAUUGCAGCCGUACAGUUAGUCUGCUCCCCCAGCUCCCCUGCCCCAACUCCCCGGGCAGUGCCUUACCCUCCAUCUCCACCGCGUGCUCAGGGCGCCCGUUCUGUACAGGGGCUGAGGUUGGACCUUCUAGCUCCUCAGCAUCCAGGUCCUCGCGCUCCUCCUUGCUGUACCGGAGACUGAAAACCAGGCGGUGGAGCUGGGGAAGGGUGGGAGCAGGGACCAAGUGGGAGUGCUGUUCCCCCACCCCGAACCUGGAGGUCCCCCGUCCACACCAGCACUCCCUCACCUCCCUCUGUCCAGCCUGCACACCUGCCCAGGCUCAGUCCAGGAUGACCUUCCAUGGCUGCCCUUUGCCCUCAGGCUAAACCCAAGCUCCUCAGCUGGGUGUUUAAAGCUCUUGGCCCUGCUCAGCCCUCUGCUUCAUCACCCUGUCUACACUCAUGAUUGUAGUACUUUAGUCUUACAGCCCUGCUAACAGUGUUCCUUCCUGUGGGUGUUCGCUCACAGGGUUCCCUCCUUCUGCCUUUCCCCUUCUCCACCUGUGGGUUCCUGCCCAUCCUUCUGGGCCCAUUUCUUUUGUCCUCCCCCCAGUCAGCUCUGCCCUGGGCCACCUGCCUUGCCACAGCACAAGACCAAACCCUUUUGGGGCUUUCAGGGUAGUACUCUGUCCCUCUCCGCCACCAGUCAGGCCAAGACUCAGGGGGCCUUUAACCUCCCCUACAGUCUUCUUCAAGCCACCUCCAAAGCACCUCAAAUAAAUGUGAUUUAAAUAAAAACAUUGUACUUGCUUUGCAAA